CGUGUUCUCAUAUUUUUUACGUAAUGAAGGAAGAACACGUUGAUCGUAUCCCAAACAAUUUGGUUUUGACGCGAUGGACCAAGGAUGCAAAAAUUCAGUUUUUGAACAGCAGCAAUUUUAAUGAUAAUGUUGAUUUGAAUACGAUUGCCGAAGCUCGUUUUGGUUCAUAUUGUACUGUUUUAACAGAGUUCUGCAAAGAAGCUUCAAAAAAAGAUGGUGUUUAUGCACAAAUAAUGGAAGACCUGAUGCAGCUGAAAAAAAAGUAUUGCAGUAAAGAUGAUGAUGCAAUCGGUACACAAAAGUCAGCAGUAGGCGAUCCAGUUAUGGUUAAGUGUAAAGGUGCUCCAAAGAAAAAGAAUAAUGUCGCAAAAUCUGCCAGGCGCCGUUCAAAUGGCAAAAAUACAACUCCUAAUUCGAAGAGAUGUUCGGGUACACAACAAACGACAGAACAAGUGGCAGAACCAAAUGUCGAUUUGUACUCGGUGUCGAUUUCUGAUUCUGUAAGCCAAAUUGCUGAGAAAAGGAAAAGAAAAGAAGCUUGCAAUGUUCAAAGAAGUGUGCAAAACAAAACUUUGUAUCCGCCAAGAUACCGCGCUGCUACCACCAUUACGACACCUGCACAUAUGGAAUUACAGAGCACAAGCAGAAAUAUGAAUCAACAACUGUAUCCUAUGAUGCCUAUGGUACAUCCGAUGAUUCAACCGAUGCCCGUACAACCCAUAUACCCAAUGUAUGGACUGCAACCUGGAAUGCAACAAGGAAUGCAACAUGGAACGAAUGUUGGUCAAAGUUCAUGCUAUGGUCUGCUACAACAUGUUAUGAAAUCUGCUAAGAAUGAUUGA
This is a messenger RNA of Trifolium pratense (red clover), 842 nucleotides long. RefSeq lists its product as uncharacterized. The coding region runs from base 24 to 842 and encodes 272 amino acids. NCBI's taxonomy places the organism in Eukaryota, Viridiplantae, Streptophyta, Magnoliopsida, Fabales, Fabaceae. The record is from RefSeq and is a predicted model, not a curated record. The transcript is spliced from 3 exons.